CUUCAGUCUCGGCUGUUCUCCAGGGCGUCUGUAAACACCCCAGAGACUGUCAUGGAGAGGGAGGCGGCGGCGGCGGCAGCGGCGCAGGGAGGCGUUUUGGGCCACUUCCAGGGCCCGUGCUGCCAUUCCUGAACCGGUCCCCGGACCCCGUGACUGUGGCAUCAGAAAGCUAACUGUUAGGCAAGAGGAGGCAGCAGUCAGAACCCUAUCCCCUUCUUCCCGGGGUGGGGGCCGGGCCGGGCCGGGCCGGGCCGGCCUGUCUGCCGAGAUGGAUGACAGUAAGGUGGGUGGAGGCAAAGUAAAGAAGCCUGGCAAACGUGGUCGGAAGCCAGCCAAAAUUGACUUGAAAGCAAAGCUUGAGAGGAGCCGGCAAAGUGCAAGAGAAUGCCGCGCCAGGAAAAAGCUGAGAUACCAGUAUUUGGAGGAGUUGGUAUCUAGUCGGGAAAGAGCCAUAUGUGCCCUCAGAGAAGAACUGGAAAUGUACAAGCAGUGGUGCAUGGCAAUGGACCAAGGAAAAAUCCCUUCUGAAAUUAAGGCUCUCCUUACUGGAGAAGAGCAGAACAAAUCUCAACAGAACUCAACCAGGCACAGCAAACCUGGGAAACCAGAUGUUAACAGCAACUCCUGUGAGUACAGUCUGUGGGAGGCUAUGCUUAAGAGAUGUAUCCAGGGUGAAGAUCAUAUCAAAGGAUGAAACAGUGAUUGAAGCCAAUAUUCUAUUUCCAUGAAGGAUGAAUAGGCACUAUUAUGCUUCUUGGCACGAUGUACUACCUACUGCUCAGUAGCUGUCUCCAUAAAUCUGCAGUUUGUACCAAAAUGUGUAAUCAUAGGUCACAAAAGAUCUUGCUUUAACUUUCAGCACUUAGAAACUUUACAUUCAGACCUAUGCUGUAUUACUAUCCAUGACAUAUACUAGGUGGUGAGGCUUGAAAGCACAGUAGUAGAGAAAAAUGGGUAAAGAUUGUAUUUUUGCACCUUAACUUCACAUAACUUUAUUGGUUAAUUUAUAUUCUUAACGUGUAAUUCAUGUAAUUGUAUGUGUAUAUGUGUUUAAGUGUCUGCUCCUUUCAUGUUUUUGACUGCCCUACAAAGAGAAACCAAAUGGGCUGAUUACUGACUGUAAAUUCUCAGCCUUUAUGGACCUAAUAUUAUUUCUUUAUAUUUACUUGAGUAAUGUUUAUUUUCUGCAUGAACCACAAUUUCUUCUGUGAGCCAUUCCAGCAUAAGCUGUGAAUAUGUAUUGACAAAUAUGUACAUUUCUAUUUUUUUAAUCCAUAGUGAAAUGCCUGUUUUAAACAAUGUAUAUUACCAAAAUCCAUCAAGAAAACCCUUAAGAUAUCUUCUAUGUAAAACUUUUGUUGCUGUCUUCUUAUUAAACUAUAUUUAUAAAAGUUUGCUAGGGCCAAAUCCAUACUUGGAGAAUUAAUCAAAUUUUGUUCUUAAGCAAGAAGUAACCUUUCAGGCAUUGCAACAGCAUACAUCACAUCGACAGCCUAGAAUAUAUGUAUACAUAUGUGUGUGUUUCUAUUGUGUUUCUAUUGUGUAUUUAUAUAUGCGUAUGGGAAGGACAGGAGUGAAUGUUCACACACAUUUUCUUGUGUGCUUUACUAGAUUGGAGAAUUUUUCUGAAGAAAAUAGGAUGAAACUAGCUGCUGCUGAGAUUGAGUUUUUGCCUUGAGAUCUAGAGCAAAACAAAGGGGCAAAGCAGUGGGCAGAUUUAGUGGCUCUAGCCCUUAGCAGAUACUUGAUGUCUUCCCGAAUAUGGGUUUCCUUAUGAAUGUGUCCUACACCUAAAAGAAACACACUGUGGGUGUGCAUCUGGUUCAGCCCAUGCCUCCACUGUGGAGCUCGGCAUUGGUACUAGAGUUGUACACAGCUAGCAGGCCUCAGGGAGGUGUAGAAGGGCAAAAUAGUUCUUUGUAGUUCUCAGCAGAGCUGCAUUUGCUAUCUACCUGACCGCCAAGCAGACUGAUGGUUGAGGAACAAAGCUCAUAUGAUACGGACAGAUAGACCUAGGAAUAUUUUCAUUUUCCCAGUGAGAUGCGUUGUCACUCUCUUCCCUUCCCCAUAGUUAAAUGAGGAGUCAUGUUCUCUGUUGCUGCUAAAUUAGAAUUGUUCUUCACUCUAGUGAAGCAAAUACUUAGCUUCCAAACAAGAUAUAUUUUGUUAUACAUAGACUGGCAGUUUAAGAGGAGGCACUGUAGCUUGUCUGUGAGGUGGAACAUGUGAUGGACCAUAUAGUUUAAGAUUAGAGGAACUUUUCCCCCUUUCUCUCAGGCCAGGCUUUUGACUUAGGUGCCUCUCCAUAGUCUGAGUUCCUGAAGACCUCUUCUUGUGCUUCGGCUGAAAACUCAGAUCUGCAGGCUAGCUCAGUGUGACUACUGAUAUACCACCAGCCCAGCUUGUUGAAUUUUUUGAAAUUUUGAGAGAUUGGGAGUUUAAGCGUAUUUAAUUAAUGUCUUCUUAGGACCAUAAUUAUUGAUAUUCAGGCAUUCAGAAUUUAAAUGUUUUAAGUGUAGCUAUUUAAAUUGUAAUUGGGCAUGUAUUUGCCCUAUUGUCUACUCAGUUUUGUAUUUUUAUUUUGCAAAACAGUUCCCACCAGACUGACAACUGACGCUAUGUUGCUUUGGUUCAGUACCUUUUGAAUUCCCCAGAGGAGGUCUUUUCAAAGCAAACAUUCCAAAAUGCAUGUGGCUCUUCAAUGGAAUGUCUCCAUUGUGCUUGAAGGAUUUCUUCUCUGGUUAUAAUUGAGUUACAGAGUCAUUUGAGCUUCUUCCCUCCUCCCCUAGCAUCCUUACCAGAACAGUGACUUUGUCCUCAGGUAGAGGAUAUGUAAUUUUGCGGGGAAAAUAAGUUACCAUUUAUUUAUAUUUAUUCCUGAACCUACUUGGUAAUUUUUUUUUUUUUUUUUUGUUUUUUUUUUUGGAUACCGGGGAUUGAACUCAUGACUGUGUGCUUGCAAGGCAGGCACUUAUGCCUGCUGAGCUAAAUCCCCAGCCCCCUACUUGGUAUUUUGGAGUAGAUCAAAUCAAAAGAAUGUUAUGAUCGCUUUGGGUACUGACUAAACGCUUUGGCCACUUUGAAGACUGUUAAUGAAUAUCCCUAAGACAGCUGGCGCUAACCCCAUGCAGCGAAGACACAAGCAGCACGCUAGAGCCCUCGCUCAGCUGUGAUGACAGCAAAGUGGUGAGAGAAACCAAGGCUGCCUGCCUGCCGGCCGAGGGAACCCUCUGAGUCAGAUUUUCUUUUCCUUUUUUCCCUGAAGAAAGAAAGGAAAGGAGCAAGGAGGUAGGGAAAUGUUUGUGUAUUUAGAUCAUUCAUAUUAUUAUUUUAGCAUCAGCUUCCCAUAUUUUAGAGAAACUGAAUGUAAUAAAUCUGACCAGGUUAAGUUUUAGGAUACAGUUGAAGUGCUUAAAUUUUUUUCUAUUUUAACCAAUCUUUCUGCUACAUCUAAAUCAGAACUUUCUUUCUGCAGCAAAUUCGUAUCAUUGUUUGCCAGCUAAUUGACAGGACUUAGCACCACCAUUUAGCAUUUUAUCUUGUUAUCAUCGAAUUCUGAUAAAUUUGAUUUGAUUUAUUACAGAAAAUAUAGGUUUAAACUGAAUUUACCUUUAGUUAAAGAAAAAUAAAACUUAAAAAAAUAAAUGCUGUUUUCACAAGAAAUUAGUCGCAUAUUAGUUACAUAUUUUGUUUUUUUUAAAGGAGGAUUGUUAAACCACAUGUUUGGGGGCACUGAAAGAACUUUUCUUUCUCUGAAGAGCAUUGUACAAUUAUAUUUUUAUGAAAAAUAAAAUGUCUUUACCAGAGGCA
Messenger RNA from Cavia porcellus (domestic guinea pig), 3810 nucleotides. RefSeq names its product cAMP responsive element binding protein like 2 (gene Crebl2). Gene Ontology annotation, cellular component: nucleus. Bases 269 to 694 code for a protein of 141 amino acids. The record is from RefSeq and is a predicted model, not a curated record. The transcript is spliced from 4 exons. Gene Ontology annotation, molecular function: DNA-binding transcription factor activity. Gene Ontology annotation, biological process: regulation of DNA-templated transcription. NCBI's taxonomy places the organism in Eukaryota, Metazoa, Chordata, Mammalia, Rodentia, Caviidae.